AUGCGAAAGCAGAAUAUUUAUAAUGGGAAGUUUACUGUGAACCAUGAAAUGAGAGAACAAGAAAGGAAAUUCAUGCUUGAGAGAGAACUUGGCUUCUCCAGAGUAGAAAAGGAGAAGGAGAAUGAGUGUUUGCAGGAGAACAUGGGCCUGAAGAGCAGCCUGGAAGGCUUUCAGGAGGAGGGGACACGUGGAGUGCGUGAUUCUCAGGAUUUUCAGAAGAGUGAGCAGAUCUGCAUUCUGGUGCAAAGGAUGGGGAACUGCCUCCAAACCUGCAGAUCCAGUGACCCCUCGGACACCGAGUCUCAGUCCAGUCAGCUUUCAUCUGAGACGGUCCCAAGCCCGGACCAGUUGCUCCUGAGAGACCUGCCAGCAGCCCAGCGGAGUCCGGCAGAUUUAGAUCGAGCCCAGCGACUCAGGUGCCGGCGCUGUCUUCCCGUUGGCGUCUACGUGAGCGGAGAAGCUGCAGCGGGAAGGACCCGGGACUGUGCCAUCUGUUUGCUGGACUUUGUGGACGGAGACCACAUUCGGACUCUGCCCUGCAAGCACUUCUUCCACCUGGACUGCAUCGGGAAAUGGCUGAUGACAUCCUCCACGUGUCCCUGCUGCAGGCUGUCUGUGUAG
Messenger RNA from Sorex araneus (European shrew), 621 nucleotides. Its product is annotated as RING finger protein 11-like. The transcript is spliced from 2 exons. The record is from RefSeq and is a predicted model, not a curated record. Bases 1 to 621 code for a protein of 206 amino acids. Lineage: Eukaryota; Metazoa; Chordata; Mammalia; Eulipotyphla; Soricidae.